Capsicum annuum is the source of this 1005-nucleotide messenger RNA. RefSeq lists its product as uncharacterized. The transcript is spliced from 3 exons. The record is from RefSeq and is a predicted model, not a curated record. NCBI's taxonomy places the organism in Eukaryota, Viridiplantae, Streptophyta, Magnoliopsida, Solanales, Solanaceae. The coding region runs from base 1 to 1005 and encodes 334 amino acids.
AUGGCAGAACAGAAAGAGGCUAACAGACUGACAGCCUUAGCUAGAGCUCAGGUGAAUGUGCAAAAUGUCAGGCAACAUGCACAACAUCCAAACCCUGAGGAUGAAUAUUUGGGGGACGAGGAGUUAUUGAACCCUGGUAACCCAAGGCGAGCAGAGCGAAUAGCUGUACAAGAAGCUGCUACAACUAGCUCUAGAAAGAUGUCUAUGGAGAACAUGAUAGAGAAAUUAUUGAAGAGAGUUGAGGCCACUGACUCUGGUGUAACCACUAUGAAGACCGAUCUGACAUCCAUCAGUCAAUUGAAGAAGAAGGCUGAGGAUGCAAAAUUCAGGAAAUUCCUAACAAUGCUCAACCAAUUAGCAAUAAACGUGCCUUUGGUUGAGGCAUUUGAGCAAAUACCACGAUAUGCAAAGUUCAUGAAGGACCUUAUGACCAAGAAAUGGAAGGUUAUUCAUGAGCCAGAGGACAAUCUUAUCCAUUGUGGUGCUAUCUCUACAAGGUCUUUAGUUCCAAAAAAGGCAGACCCGGGAGCGUUUACCAUUCUGUGUACUAUUAGUUCCCUGAAAUUCACCAAAGCAUUAUGCGAUUUAGGGGAUAGUAUAAACCUAAUGCCACUUUAUGUGAACAAGAAACUGGGCUUGGAGAAUCUUACCCCAACAAAUAUGCAGUUGAUGAUGGCCGAGAGGUCUAUGAAGCAGCCUGUGGGCAUAUUACACGAUGUUUUAGUAAAGGUAGACGAUUUUACUCUGCCUGCUGAUUUUGUAGUCCUAGAUUGUGAGGUGGUCUUUAAAGUUCCCAUCAUCUUAGGUAGAGCAUUCAUUGCAACCAGAAGUGUGAUCGUAGACAUGGAGCUGAACGAGCUGAAGUUCAGGCAAAAUGAUAAGGAAGCACGCUUUGAGAUAAACUCAUCCAUGACUCAGCAAAAAAAGAUGGGUGUUUGGUCAAUCAUUGAUAUGUUCUAUAAAGAUGAUAAAAGGGUAUCAACAGGUUAUCUUGGCGAAGUCUGA